CUGGCGGCAGAGUUCCUGGGCAUGCUGCUGUUCGCGCUUUAUGGCGGCGAGGCGCGCGACUCUGCCGCUGCCUAUGGCAACGGCCUGGCGCUGGCGGUGCUUGUGUACGCCACUGCCAACGUGAGCGGCGGCCACCUGAACCCCGCCGUCACGCUGGGCACCAUCAUCAGCGGGCACAUGGGCUGGCGUCGCGGCCUGCUCUACAUGGCGGCGCAGUUCCUGGGCGGCAUUGUGGGCGUGCUGUUCCAGGUGGCGCUGAUCCCUGAGGCCAGCGUGGCGAUGGGCAACGAGGGCCCGGGCUGCUUCACGCACCUGGGCGGCCACUACAUCCGAGUGGACCAGCUGUUUGGCUGGGAGCUGCUCAUGACCUUACUGCUGGUGUCGGUCGUCUAUGCAGUGGCCAUCUCCAAGCCGGGCCACGGCAACAUCGGGCCGCUGGCGGUGGGCUACACCCUGUUUGCCAGCGCCUUCAUCGGCGGCCCGCUGACGGGGGCGGCCCUCAACCCGGCCCGCGUGCUGGGCCCCGCCCUCAUCUACAACUGCUACUGGAACACGGCCUUUGUUUACAUCAUCGCCCAGUACCUGGGCGGCGCCGUGGCGGCGCUGCUGGCCCUGGUGCUGUACGGCCCGGGGCCGGAGCACGGCGGCGAGCACGAGGUGGAGGCGGCGUUGGCAGGCAUUGCGGUGGCGCCGGCAGCGGGGGCCAAUGGGGCCACCAAGGGCGAGCGCGCGGGCCUCAUCGCCAUGUCAGCAAACGCCUCCAGCAGUGCGGCGCAGCCGGGGCGCUGGGAGGCGCGCUACUGA
Chlorella variabilis is the source of this 804-nucleotide messenger RNA. RefSeq lists its product as hypothetical. Gene Ontology annotation, molecular function: water channel activity. The record is from RefSeq and is a predicted model, not a curated record. Gene Ontology annotation, biological process: transmembrane transport; water transport. The transcript is spliced from 5 exons. Gene Ontology annotation, cellular component: membrane. Lineage: Eukaryota; Viridiplantae; Chlorophyta; Trebouxiophyceae; Chlorellales; Chlorellaceae. The annotation marks the transcript as partial.